CAAAGACAAGAAAAACGACACGAAGAAGAAAACGACAGAGAAGAAACGAACAGAAAACAGGAAACAUGAAAUCGUUUGACAUUCCUCUAGCUGGCCUCUUCUUACUCUUAACUGUUCAGCUCAUGGGUGCAUUCCCACUAAAAAACACAGUCUUAACAACCGAUGACAUGGAUGUCUUAAAGCUUCUUCUACAACAGCUUGAAGAGUCCAUUCCUGGUUCAUCUCAAGACCGAAGACUGUCACAGGUGGAAGAAGAGGUGGCCGAUCUUGAAGAAAUCCACAUUCAACCUCAAACCAAAAUGGACAUGAGAGAGUAUCUGUCUGCUCGGGACUUGAAGACAGUCCGACAGGACUCCAAGAGAUUCUCUGGGUGUUUCGGGCGCAGACUGGACAGAAUUGGGUCCAUGUCGUCUUUGGGAUGUAAUACUGUUCGGUCAAGUAGGUUUUACAUUUUUUGUUUGUAUUAGUAAAUUAUUUUUAUGACAUGAACUAAACUAGGCCUAUCGCUACUUUUAAUAAUGCAUUUCCUAAUGAGCCAGUGUAAGUCAAUACAUUGUAUGAUUCACCGACUUUUUUCUUUUUUCAGGUCCUAAAAGGAAGUGAUGUCUUAAUGAUUAGAGACUUCAAUGUCAUUAUCUAUGACAGCCUCCAAAAUUGUUCUUAACUAUGCAUAUUUCUUAACAUAGGUCUAUUUAUUAAAUUGUUUAAAUAGUCAAAUAUAUAUUUAUGUGCAUCUUUAAUGUAAUUACUUGUAAAUCAAAUCAUAUGUAAAUUCCUGCUUUAAUAGUAAUAAAUGUUUACACGUGC
This is a messenger RNA of Myxocyprinus asiaticus (Chinese sucker), 807 nucleotides long. RefSeq names its product brain natriuretic peptide-like. The record is from RefSeq and is a predicted model, not a curated record. Gene Ontology annotation, cellular component: nucleus; cytoplasm; extracellular region. Gene Ontology annotation, molecular function: hormone receptor binding; hormone activity. Gene Ontology annotation, biological process: neuropeptide signaling pathway; cGMP biosynthetic process; negative regulation of systemic arterial blood pressure. Lineage: Eukaryota; Metazoa; Chordata; Actinopteri; Cypriniformes; Catostomidae. The transcript is spliced from 2 exons. Bases 66 to 467 code for a protein of 133 amino acids.